AACUUUCCUUCCAGUUCGUGAAUAGCUCUUCAAAGUGACGGUUGUUUUGUGCGGAAAUAUAGUCUUGGAUUGACAAUCCUUCUUCAUAAUGGGUUUCAUGGCUAGAGUCUUGUUUGUGGUUUUAUCACUGGGAACUGCUGUACUUUACCAAAAUUAUAGAAACAUCUCAAAACCUCUGCCUCCUCCAGCAUUAGAUGUUAAUGCAUAUUGGGGACCAGGUUUAGCAAGUUCUUACAAAGAAGAUGCUUCUAUUAAACCCUUUACGAUCAAAUACGCUGAAGCUGUUAAUGAUCUCAAACAACAGCUAGCACGUCCUCUUAAAUUGCAUGCCCCACUUGAAGACGUCAACUUCGAAUAUGGAUUUAAUAGCAAAGCUUUGAGAAAUGUCAUCACCUAUUGGCGCGACAACUACCUCACAAGAUGGUCUGAACGCGAACAAUUUCUCAACCAGUUUCCACAAUUUACGACACAGAUUCAGGGACUCAAAAUUCACUUUUUACAUGUGAAACCAACUAAACCAGGCACCAAAAAAGUUGUACCUCUACUUCUGCUCCAUGGCUGGCCAGGAUCUGUUCGAGAAUUUUACGAAUUAAUUCCUUUCCUUACAACUCCCUCAAAAGAUAGUGACUACGUGUUUGAAGUUAUUGCACCAAGUUUGGUUGGAUAUGGUUGGUCUCAGGGUGCUUCAAAGAAAAACUUCGGAGCAGCUGAAAUGGCAGUAGUUUUCCGCAAUCUCAUGCUUCGAGUUGGACACAAAAAAUUCCUCAUUCAAGGUGGCGAUUGGGGAAGCAUAAUUGGCAGCAAUGUUGCAACUCUUUUCCCAGAAAACAGCAUUGGAUACCAUUCGAAUUUGUGCUUUACCAACAGUUUGGUAGCAAAUAUCAAAGGAUUCAUAACUGAAUUAUAUCCACCAUUGUUUUUGGAAAAACAUCAAGAAGAAUUCCAUAUUCCUGGAUUGGAUAAAUUCUUCAAUCUUCUUGAAGAAAGUGGUUAUUUCCAUAUUCAAGCAACAAAACCUGAUACAAUUGGUACAGCUCUUCUAAACAAUCCAGUUGGAUUGGCUGCUUAUAUUUUGGAGAAAUUCUCAACAUGGACCAAUUUAAAAUACAGAAAUCUUCCUGAUGGUGGAUUGACACAAAGAUUCACAAUGGAUGCUUUGUUGGACAAUUUGAUGAUUUAUUAUUUAACAGAUUCCAUUACAACAUCACAAAGGCUUUAUGCUGAAGUUUAUGCUCAAAAUCAGAGAGAUAUGAAAAUGGAUCGAGUUCCGACCAGUACACCAACUGGAUGUGCUAGAUUUAGACACGAUUUGGCACAUUCUACUGAUUGGCAGCUUAAGGAUAAAUUUACAAAUUUGGUGCACAGUACCUAUCACAAUGAUGGCGGGCAUUUUAUAGCUUUAGAACAACCAAAAAUUUUGUAUAAGGAUUUUGUUGAAUUUGUUAAGAAAGUUAUGACUUAGAUUUUUUUCAAUUUGGGUUUGUAAAUAAAUUUUGUAAAAUAAAAAAAAAAAACUUUGUAAUAGAGGUUAUUGGUUUAAAAUUCAAUUAAAUUUUUUAGAUUUUUUUAAAAAGA
Messenger RNA from Episyrphus balteatus (marmalade hoverfly), 1575 nucleotides. Its product is annotated as juvenile hormone epoxide hydrolase 2-like. The record is from RefSeq and is a predicted model, not a curated record. Lineage: Eukaryota; Metazoa; Arthropoda; Insecta; Diptera; Syrphidae. Gene Ontology annotation, molecular function: epoxide hydrolase activity. Gene Ontology annotation, biological process: epoxide metabolic process. The transcript has 3 exons. Bases 89 to 1462 code for a protein of 457 amino acids.